AUGGCUGUAGCCCAUUUAGCUAAAGACCUCCAGGAAGAGGUGACCUGCCCUGUGUGCAUGGACUACUUUAUCCAACCAGUGACCUUAGGCUGUGGGCACAGCUUUUGCCGCCUGUGCCUCCUUGGGAGCUGGGAAGAAGUGGACCAAGCCAGCUUUUGUCCGGAUUGCAGAAGAUCCUUCCAAAUGAGAGACAUAGAGCCCAACUAUCGACUAAGGAAGCUGUCCAGUAUAGCCAGGAACCUCAGACCCUACUUGCUUCAGAUCACAAAGGAAAAGAUCACAUGUGAGAAGCACAAGGAGGAGCAAACACUGUUCUGUGAGGAGGACCAAACUUUCCUUUGUGCUUCUUGUUUCCAAAGUCAGGAGCACAGGAGCCACACAGUGCAACCUCUCCACAAUGCUGCCAAGGCUUCUAGGACCCAGACAAGUGCUUGGAGGGAGAGUCUAAGAGGUGAAUAUCGAAGAUUGCUCAAUUUCCUUAAACAUGAAGAGAUGUGGAACCUUAACAGACUGGCCUGGGAUGAAAAGGAAAACCUGCAGAAGUUAAAAGAAAGUGAAGACAGACUCUCACAACACCUUCAGAAAUUAAAGGAGGAGAUCAUGAACAUUGAACAAAAUUGUCAGAAACCCAGUCUUGAACUUUUAAAGGUCGCAGGAGACACAUUUAGGAGGAUUAAGUCACUGUUGAGUGACCAACCAGAGUCUGCCAGGAAUCCACUGACCAUCACUUGCAUCACUGGGAUGUUUGAAAUGAUGAAUAGAUUCAGAGUGAAUGUGACCCUGGAUCCUGAAAGUGCCUCUCCCUAUCUCAUUGUGUCUAAUGAUUUGAAGACAGUCAAAAAUGGAGGAUGCCUGCAGAAUGUACCUGUCAGCCCUGCCCGAUUUGAAGAUGAAAUCAUUUUGGGGGCUCAAGUCUUUACCUUCGGUCUUCACUACUGGGAGGUGGAUGUAGGAGACAGGUUACAAGAAUUGGAAGAAUCUUUAAAUUCUCUGUCAAAGGUGUUGGCUGAGGAAGGCAGAGUCUGUAUGGUUCAGAGCACUUCCUGCUUUGUGUACAUCGACAAUUCUUGUUGA
Molecule: messenger RNA, 1074 nt
Organism: Dromiciops gliroides (monito del monte)
Lineage: Eukaryota; Metazoa; Chordata; Mammalia; Microbiotheria; Microbiotheriidae
Product: probable E3 ubiquitin-protein ligase TRIML1
Exons: 6
Coding region: 1-1074 (357 amino acids)
Molecular function (GO): zinc ion binding
Source: RefSeq, a predicted model, not a curated record